Pyrgilauda ruficollis (rufous-necked snowfinch) is the source of this 1872-nucleotide messenger RNA. It is a transcript of the gene C1QTNF1, whose product is annotated as C1q and TNF related 1. The record is from RefSeq and is a predicted model, not a curated record. The transcript is spliced from 5 exons. The coding region runs from base 280 to 1110 and encodes 276 amino acids. Gene Ontology annotation, molecular function: protein binding. Lineage: Eukaryota; Metazoa; Chordata; Aves; Passeriformes; Passeridae.
CCGGGCCGGCCGAGGAGAGGCGGCUCCGGAGCGGGAGGCAGCGGUCGGCCGCGGACAGGCUCUGCGCUGGCCCGGGCGAUGCUCUAGGGCAGCAAACGCAGCGCCGGGAGGGAGAAGCCGUGCCCCAGAGGUGCUGACGUCCUAAAUUGCUGCUCUUGGAUGUCCAUGGGAGGCAGCUGAAGCCAGGCUGAGCAGGAGCAGCAGCACUUGGUCCAGGACUUGGCCCGCUCAGAGGCUGCUGCUCUGCUCCACUCUCAGCUCUGAGGACCCUGCCAAGGCAUGGAGGGGCUGUGGGUGCACAGUGUCCUGCUGAUCUUCCUGCUGCCCUGCCCUGUGGGGAGCCAGACCAGCUCCCUCCCUGACCAGAGAUGGUGGACAGACCCCAAUGAGGCCCCUUCCCAGCACCAAGCUGCCAGGGCCACGCAGGAGCAGAAGGCUGGUGAUGCCCAGGAGGGGCUGCCCCCACAGCCCCGCUGUGUCCGCUGCUGCCCCUCACCUGAAAAGCGCUUCUACCCCCAGUACCAGCCCAUGCCUCAGAUCAACAUGACCAUCCUGAAAGGAGAGAAGGGGGACCGUGGUGAGCGUGGCAUGCAGGGCAAGUUUGGCAAGACGGGGGUGGCUGGCAGCCGGGGCCACGCGGGGCCCAAGGGACAGAAGGGCAGCGUGGGCGCCCCCGGGGAGCGCUGCAAGAGCCACUACGCCGCCUUCUCCGUGGGCCGCAAGAAACCCCUGCACAGUAACGACUACUACCAGACCCUCAUCUUUGACACGGAGUUCGUCAACCUCUACGACCACUUCAACAUGUUCACGGGCAAGUUUUACUGCUACAUCCCUGGGAUCUACUACUUCAGCCUCAAUGUGCACACCUGGAACCAGAAGGAAACGUACCUGCACAUCAUGCGCAACGGGGCGGAGGUGGUGAUCCUCUACGCCCAGGUGAGCGACCGCAGCAUCAUGCAGAGCCAGAGCGUCAUGCUGGAGCUGAAGGAGCAGGAUGAGGUCUGGGUGCGGCUCUACAAGGGUGAGCGCGAGAACGCCGUCUUCAGUGACGAGUACGACACCUACAUCACCUUCAGUGGCCACCUCAUCAAGUACAGUGGGGACCCCUGAGCCCCCCCACCCCUCCUGUGCCAGGCCAGGUGGCCAAGGAGCCCCUGUCCCUCUCAUCCCAGGAGUGCCACCCCCAUUAUGCUGUUAGUCACCCUAGUGCCACUACCCCCAGCAGCUGCACCAGUGUGUGAAUUCCCUCGCUGCAGCACCUCAAGGCUAACCAGACACACCUGGAAGAGUUGGAGCAAUUGUAAGCCCCUGCCACGUUAGUGACCAGGAAGCAGCUGCUCACCUGGGGUGGGCAGGGAGCUCACCCCCUCUCCCUGCUCCAGAGCUGGGUUUGCCAGGCUCAGCCUGUCGCGGCGCUGGCACAGCGGCACAGUGUGACCACUGGUGCCCUGGUGCCAUGCAGCGCAGACACUAGCACGGUGCCACACUCACCUCCUGGCACCAUGCUGUGCUCCCCGGCCAGAACGGACAGAAGGUGCUCAGCACCAUCCAGAAAGGCAAUAAACCACUAAGGGCCCUCCUGCCUUCCCCGGUGCAGGUGUUGCAGUGGGAGGCUGGGUCCCCCUGUGGGGAGUGAAUUGUGUCAGUUCCCUCCGCAGAUUCUGUUGCUGCUCGCUGCAGCCUCUGCUCAGGAAGGGCGCUCUACCCACCAGCAGCCCUGGGUGUGGGGCUUUUGGCCUCAGCCACUUCCUCUUCCCUUAGGUUAUCUGCUGGCCAGGCUUCAUGUUUGUGUAGAUGCAGCAGCAGCAUGGGCCAGCAUUCUGACCCCCCAUUCAGCUCAUGCCACAUUAAACACCUCACAUUUCCAGCCUU